AUGCACGGGGUGGGGGAGGGGCCUGGCUCGGCGCCGGGGGCCGCGGAAGCUUCGGUGGUGGCGGCGUCAUCGUCAUCGUUGGGCGUUGUCGUUGUUGGCAUCGUCUUCGUUGGGCAUCGUCAUUGUUGGGAAUUGUCACUGUUGGGAAUUGUCAUCGUCACGUUGGGCAUUGUCAUUGUUGGCAUCGUCUUCAUUGGGCAUCGUCAUCGUUGGGAAUUGUCAUCGUCAUCGGUGUCAUUGUCAUUGUUGACAUCAUCUUCAUUGGGCAUCGUCAUUGUUGGGCAUUGUCAUCGGUGUCAUCGUCAUUGUUGGGAAUUGUCAUUGUCAUCGGUGUCACUGUCGUUGGGUAUUGUCACUGGUGUCAUUGUCAUUGUUGGUCAUAGUCAUUGUUGGGAAUUAUCAUCAUCGGUGUCAUUGUCAUUGUUGGGAAUUAUCAUCAUUGGUGUCAUUGACAUUGUUGGGCAUCAUCAUCAUUGGGCAUUGUCACUGUCAUCAGUGUCAUUGUCAUUGGUGUCAUUGGUGUCAUUGUCAUCAUUGGGCAUUGUCAUUGGUGUCGUUGUCAUCAUCAUCAGUGCCACUGCUGUUGUCAUGGCUGUCCUUGACAUCAUUGGCCAUUGCCAUCAUUGGCCAUCAUCACUGAUGGCCAUUGUCAUCGUCAUCAGUGUCAUUGUCAUUGUUGGUCAUUGUCACUGGCCAUUGUCAUUGUCACUGUUGGUCAUUGUCAUUGUUGGUCAUUGUCACUGGCCAUUGUCAUUGUCAUCGUUGUUCAUUGUCAUCAUUGGCCAUCAUCCUCAUUGUCAUCGUUGGCCAUCGUCAUCGUUGUCAUCGUCACCACCACCGCGGCUGCCGCGUUCCCGGCACCGGCACCGCCGGGAGCCGGCUCCGGCCGCCCCAACAUUCCCAAAACCCCGCGGGAAUUCCCCGUUUUGGUUCCUGCCCGAUCCGGGGCCGACCGGGAGCGCGCGGAAGAACGGAGGAGUUCUGGCAUCGGGAACGGCGUCGGGAGCGCGGGGCGGGAUUCCCGCGGACGCCGUGGAAUUCCCGCGGAUUCUCGAGGAUUUCCAUGGAAUUCCUGCAGAUUCUGGAGGAUCUCUGUGGAAAUCUCGUGGAUUUCUGAGGAUUCCAAAGGAUUUCCAUGGAAUUCCCACAGAUUCCAGAGGAUUUCCAUGGAAUUUCUGUGGAUUCCUGAGGAUUUCCAUGGAAUUCCCACAGAUUUCAGACGAUUUCCAUGGAAUUUCUGUGGAUUCCUGA
This is a messenger RNA of Catharus ustulatus (Swainson's thrush), 1251 nucleotides long. RefSeq lists its product as uncharacterized. The record is from RefSeq and is a predicted model, not a curated record. NCBI's taxonomy places the organism in Eukaryota, Metazoa, Chordata, Aves, Passeriformes, Turdidae. The transcript is spliced from 2 exons. Bases 1 to 1251 code for a protein of 416 amino acids.